AUGCUUCAGGGGGAGUCGCUGCCCUGCCCCCACUCCCACCCCUCUCCAGGGAGAGUCGCGGGGAGGGAGCGCCCCGUCAGACCGACCUUGUCAAGCACUCAGCUCUCCCUUGACAGGAAAACUAAGAAGAAAAGAAUGGCCUUGGAUUUGCUGCCUGCUCAGGUGACAGAGUCAGUGACGUUUAGGGAUAUCGCUGUGCUCUUCAGCCGGGACGAGUGGUUGCACCUGGAUGCUGCCCAGAGAACCUUGUACCGGGAGGUGAUGCUGGAGAACUACAGCACCCUGGUCUCGCUGGGGAUUCCAUUUUCAAUGCCAAAGCUGAUCUGCCAGUUGCAACAAGGAGAAGAUCCCUGUAUGGUGGAGAGAGAAAUCCCUCAAGAUACCUGCCUUGGUUUCAAGACAUGGCCUGAAAUAGAAGCAUUGCCUCGCAAACAGGACAUUUCUACAGGAGAAACAUCUCAAGGAAUAAUAAUGAAAAACUCCAUUAAGUUGGACAUCAAGUGUGGAGAAGCUUUGGAAUUUGAGGGCAGGACACAACAAGAGCAACAGAAAAAAACUCUCCGGCAAAUGGUAGCCUCACAGAAGAAAACCAUCAGUGGAGCUGGAGACCAGACAAGUCUUGAAUUAGGGAAAGGCUUAUUUAUAAAUACAGUUCUUAUUAGACAACAAAAUGUUCCUACAGAAAGAGUACCCAGUAUAUAUUAUACUUUUGGGAGAGAUUUUAAACAGAAUUUUGAUCUAAUGAGAUGUUUCCAGAUUUACCCAGGAGAAAAACCUCAUAUUUACAAUGAAUGCAAAAAAAGCUUCAAUCAGAGUCUUCAUCUUAUUGAACACCAGAGAAUUCUUACUGGUGAAAAACCUUACAAAUGUAAUGAGUGUGGGAAAACCUUCAGCCACAGAUCAUCACUUCUUGCCCAUCAGAGAAUUCAUACUGGAGAGAAACCUUACAAAUGUAAUCAAUGUGAGAAAGCAUUUAGUAGCAGUUCAACCCUUAUCAAACAUUUGAGAGUGCAUACUGGAGAGAAACCCUAUCAGUGUAAGGACUGUGGUAAAGCUUUUAGCCAGUGUUCAACCCUCACUGUACAUCAGAGAAUUCAUACUGGAGAAAAACUCUAUAAGUGUGGAGAAUGUGAGAAGGCCUUCAAUUGUAGAGCAAAGCUUCAUAGACACCAACAAAUCCAUACAGGUGAGAAACCCUAUAAAUGUAGUGAAUGUGGGAAAAGUUACAGCCAGUUUACAUCCCUGGCUGAACAUCAGAGGCUUCAUACUGGAGAACAACUGUGUAAAUGCUUGGAAUGUGGGAGAAAUUUCACUCGCAUCUCAACCUUUAUUGAACAUCAGCGGAUUCAUACUGGACAAAAACCAUAUCAGUGUAAUGAAUGUGGGAAAGCCUUCAACCAGUAUUCAUCCUUUAAUGACCAUCGGAAAAUUCAUACCGGAGAAAAACUUUACACGUGUGGAGAAUGUGGGAAAGCCUUUGGUUGCAAAUCUAACCUUUAUAGGCAUCAGAGAAUCCAUACUGGAGAGAAACCAUAUCAGUGUAAUCAGUGUGGAAAAGCUUUCAGCCAGUAUUCAUUCCUAACUGAACAUGAGAGAAUCCAUACUGGAGAGAAACUCUAUAAAUGUAUGGAAUGUGGGAAAGCCUACAGUUACAGAUCAAACCUUUGUAGACACAAAAAAGUUCACAAUAAAGAAAAACUCUAUAAAUGGAAAGAAUAUGGGAUCAGAGAUUUCUUAGAGGAGAUAAGCCCUAUGAGGUUUAAUUCAUCUCUGAAAUAA
Budorcas taxicolor (takin) is the source of this 1779-nucleotide messenger RNA. RefSeq names its product zinc finger protein 354C (gene ZNF354C). Gene Ontology annotation, molecular function: DNA-binding transcription factor activity, RNA polymerase II-specific; RNA polymerase II cis-regulatory region sequence-specific DNA binding. The record is from RefSeq and is a predicted model, not a curated record. Bases 1 to 1779 code for a protein of 592 amino acids. NCBI's taxonomy places the organism in Eukaryota, Metazoa, Chordata, Mammalia, Artiodactyla, Bovidae. Gene Ontology annotation, biological process: regulation of transcription by RNA polymerase II. The transcript is spliced from 5 exons.